Molecule: messenger RNA, 1798 nt
Organism: Leptidea sinapis
Lineage: Eukaryota; Metazoa; Arthropoda; Insecta; Lepidoptera; Pieridae
Product: maltase A1-like
Exons: 10
Coding region: 27-1769 (580 amino acids)
Biological process (GO): carbohydrate metabolic process
Source: RefSeq, a predicted model, not a curated record
CAGGGGGUUAGGAAAGUGCAUCUAGGAUGAGGGGAGGUUUCGUUUUAGCUGUCCUAACUGUCCUAUGUCAUGGGCAUGUUUUAAGGCAAGAUGAAAUAGAGCUGGAAUGGUGGGAAUCGACGAUAUUCUAUCAAAUUUAUCCCAGAUCGUUUGCAGAUAGCGAUGGUGAUGGCAUUGGUGAUCUAAAGGGAAUAACAUCAAAACUGGAGUACAUCAAAGAAAUUGGGGCGGGAGCUGUGUGGCUUUCACCGAUCUUUCAAUCGCCAAUGUACGACUUCGGUUACGAUAUAUCUGACUUUUACGCUAUUCACGAUGAAUUCGGAACAAUGGAAGACUUUGAAGAACUUCUUACUAAAGCUGACAGCCUUGAUAUAAAAAUUGUACUAGACCUUGUACCAAAUCACACAUCAAACGAAAGUAUUUGGUUUCAAGAAGCACUCAAAGGAAAUGAAAAAUAUUACAACUAUUUCGUUUGGGAAGACGGUAUCAUUGAUGAGAAUGGAGAAAUGCAACCACCUAACAAUUGGCUAAGCCACUUUCGCGGUAGCGCUUGGGAAUAUAAAGAAGAAGUUGGAAAAUACUAUUUGCAUCAAUUUGUAGUGGGACAGCCGGAUCUAAACUAUCGCAACCCAGACGUUGUCGAAGAAAUGAACAAUGUAAUCCGAUUUUGGCUCGACAAAGGCGUUGCUGGCUUUAGGGUUGAUGCUGUGAACUGUUUAUUUGAAGUCGACAAAGAUAUGUUUGGUGGCAAAUAUCCCGAUGAACCUUUCUCAGGUCGGACUGAUGUAGAUCCGGAAUCCCAUGAUUACCUUAGUCAUAUUUAUACGAAGGAUCAAAACGAAACGUAUUAUAUGGUAUAUCAAUGGAGAAAUGUAUUCGAUGAGAUUGCUGCAAAGGAUGGCUUACCCCGAGUUAUGAUGACCGAAGUAUACGCAAGCAUCCAGGAUGUGGUCAAAUAUUUUGGUGAAGGUGAUCAAAUUGGGGCCCAGGUGCCAUUUAAUUUUGAUUUGAUUACUGAUGUCGAUGCUUCAUCGUCAGCCGCAGAUAUGAAAAGGGCUAUUGAUAAAUUCUUAACAUAUAAGCCUUUAGAAAAGAAACCUAACUGGGUGGUGGGAAACCAUGAUCAAAGUAGAAUGGCAACGCGGUAUGGUUCUUCUUUAGUCGAUGGCAUUAAUAUGAUCGUUCUACUCUUACCCGGUGUUGGAGUAACAUAUAUGGGUGAGGAAAUUGGACUGGUUGAUGGGUACGUAAGCUGGGAAGAUACCGUGGAUCCAUCUGGCUGCAACACGAACGAUCCCAUCAACUAUGUGACGUCAUCCAGAGAUCCUGAACGAACUCCGUUCCAAUGGAAUGCUGAAAAGAAUGCUGGAUUCUCAACAGCAGAUAAGACCUGGCUUCCAGUUGCUGAAGGCUACGAGACAUUGAAUGUAGAAGUACAAAAAGCAGCUGAAAGAUCCAAUUUGAAAGUAUACCAAGCGUUAGCUGAUUUGCGACAAGACAGUGUGUUUAGAUAUGGACGAUAUGAUUCUCUGGCGAUCAAUCAUGAUGUCUUUGCUUUUAGAAGAUGGUACAAAGCAGAUACUUACAUCGUUCUAGUUAACAUGAGGGACAUGUCACAUGAAGUGGACUUAACCUACUUUGAAAACGUUACCGGCGACGUCAGUGUCGUUAUCAGAAGCGUACACUCACCAAAGAGUGAAGGGGAUGUUUUUGAUGCAUCAACUGUACCCGUAGCCCCAUAUGAAGGAAUCGUGCUUAAGUUAUUAUAAAUUUAAUAAAGUUUUAUUAUUGAAAUGUU